This is a messenger RNA of Penicillium verhagenii, 1620 nucleotides long. RefSeq names its product high affinity methionine permease. The record is from RefSeq and is a predicted model, not a curated record. The transcript has 6 exons. Lineage: Eukaryota; Fungi; Ascomycota; Eurotiomycetes; Eurotiales; Aspergillaceae. Gene Ontology annotation, cellular component: membrane. Gene Ontology annotation, biological process: amino acid transmembrane transport. Gene Ontology annotation, molecular function: L-amino acid transmembrane transporter activity. The coding region runs from base 1 to 1620 and encodes 539 amino acids.
AUGGCGGAUUCAUCGUCGACCCAUAUUGGCAAGUCUUCGGACUCGAAGUCCCUCGUGAGCCGAACAAGACCUACCGAUGAUAUUCCUCAUCCAGCAGACGGGAUUUCCGGACUAUAUGAAGGACAUGUCUUCGAAGCAACGCCCGAUAGUCGUCGACAGAUCGGCAUAUUCAGCGCCACGCUCCUCAUCUUUAAUCGGGUGAUCGGUACAGGUAUCUUUGCCACGCCAGGCACCAUCCUACAGCUUUCUGGAAGUGUCGGCUUAGCGCUAUUCAUGUGGGUCAUCGGUACCUUCAUCGCCAUGGCAGGCACAGCUGUCUACCUCGAAUGGGGCACCGCAAUCCCCAAGAACGGCGGCGAAAAGAACUACCUCGAAUAUGUCUAUCAAAAGCCCAAGUUCCUGGCCACGGCUAUGUAUGCAGCCUACGCUUUCUUGCUGGGGUGGGCAGCAAGCAACAGCGUUGUCUUUGGCCAGUACAUCCUGAAUGCAGCGGAUGUCGAGGUCGGACGAUGGAAUCAGCGCGGUAUCGGUCUUGCCUGUCUGUCCACAGCGUUUCUGAUCCAUGCCGUCGCCCUGAAAUGGGGUCUUCGCCUUAUCAACUUGCUAGGAAUUGUUAAGCUCGUGAUCAUCGUUUUCAUUGCUGUUACCGGUUGGGCUGCCCUGGCUGGUCACACCAAGAUCGAGACUCCCCAUAACUUCCGCAAUGCCUUUGAGGGGACCAAGGGGAGUGGCUACAGUAUAGUCAUGGCCCUGUAUAAUGUCAUUUGGUCUUUCAUUGGCUACUCCAAUGCCAACUACGUUUUGAGCGAGACAAAAAACCCCGUUCGUACACUUAAGAUUGCGGCGCCGGUGGCCAUCGGCUCUGUCGGCAUUCUAUACAUGCUGGUCAAUAUUGCCUACUUUGCCGCCGUCCCGAAGGAACAGAUGCUGGAGUCUGGGACAGUGGUUGCUGCCGCAUUCUUCGGGAACGUGUUCGGCAAACAAGCGGAGAAGGUCAUGUCGGUCUUCGUAGCGCUAUCGGCAUUCGGAAACGUUCUAUCGGUUCUAUUUUCACAGGGUCGAAUUGUUCAAGAACUGGGUCGUGAGGGUGUUCUCCCCCUCUCGAGCGUUUUCGCCAGCAACUGGCCCUUCAACUCCCCUGCUGCGGGCCUAUUCGAACACUACAUCGUUUCAGUUAUCAUCCUGCUUGCUCCACCUCCAGGCGAUGCCUACAACUUUCUUCUGAACCUCAUCUCAUACCCGUUAUCGAUCGUCAACGUCUUCGUAUCUGGCGGCUUAAUUUACGUCUACUUCAACAAGGCCAAGUUCCCGAAUUGGAACCCUGGUAUCCGAGCAUCGCUCCCUGUUACGGGAUUCUUCCUGCUAUCGAACAUCUAUCUCGUCGUCACGCCAUAUAUUCCUCCAGAUGCCGGGCAAAAUGUCUACAAGAGCUUGCCUUAUUACUUACACUGCGUCGUGGCGCUGGGCGUGUUUGCAAUGGGAGCUGUUUACUACACCGUGUGGGCAGUGCUUAUGCCUCGUUGGGGUGGAUAUCUACUUGUGAAGGAGUCGGUUAUGGGAUCUGAUGGGUGGUCUCGCAGUGUCUUCACGAAGGUACCCAAGACAUCGACCAACAUUUGA